UGUAACCUCAGCUCUUCAGCUUCCCUCGCUCAACUCGUAGACCCUGCUUGGCUAACGGCUAUCACCAAUGGCGUCCACGGAGAUAGCAAGACAAGCGGGUGAAGGUGCCCGUGCCGUACCUCUCGCCGGCCAUGUUGGCUUCGACAGCAUGCCUGACCAGCUGGUCAACAAAUCUGUCAAUCAUGGAUUUUGCUUCAACAUCCUCUGCGUUGGUGAGACGGGUCUUGGCAAGUCUACCUUGAUGGACACGCUGUUCAACACCAAGUUUGAGGGCGAGCCCACCCAGCACAACCAGCCUGGGGUGACGCUCAAGUCCAACACCUACGAACUGCAGGAGAGCAACGUGCGCCUCAAGCUCACUGUCGUCAACACAGUGGGCUUUGGAGACCAGAUUAAUAAAGAAGACAGCUACAAGUCCAUUGUGGAAUUCAUUGAUGCCCAGUUUGAAGCAUAUCUCCAAGAGGAGCUGAAGAUAAAGCGCACGCUUCACAGCUACCACGACACUCGCAUCCACGCUUGCCUUUACUUCAUUGCUCCCACGGGCCACUCGCUCAAAUCCCUUGACCUGGUCACUAUGAAGAAGCUUGACAGCAAGGUGAACAUUAUCCCAAUCGUUGCCAAGUCCGACGCCAUCUCCAAAAGUGAACUGGCCAAGUUCAAGAUCAAAAUUACCAGUGAGCUGGUCAGCAACGGCGUGCAGAUCUACCAGUUCCCCACUGACGACGAGUCAGUCGCCGAGAUCAACUCCACCAUGAACAGUCAUUUGCCCUUUGCCGUGGUGGGCAGCACGGAGGAGGUGAAGAUUGGCAACAAGAUGGUGAAGGCCCGCCAGUAUCCCUGGGGCACAGUGCAGGUGGAGAACGAGAAUCACUGUGACUUUGUCAAAUUGCGAGAAAUGCUGAUCCGAGUCAACAUGGAGGAUCUGCGGGAGCAGACUCAUACGCGUCAUUACGAGCUGUACCGCCGCUGCAAGUUGGAGGAGAUGGGCUUCAAGGACACGGACCCUGACAGCAAGCCCUUCAGCCUCCAGGAAACGUAUGAAGCAAAGAGGAACGAGUUCAUGGGCGAGCUGCAAAAGAAGGAAGAAGAAAUGCGGCAAAUGUUCGUUCAGCGGGUCAAAGAAAAAGAGGCGGAACUCAAAGAGGCAGAGAAAGAGCUGCACGAGAAAUUUGACCGCUUAAAAAAGCUGCACCAGGACGAGAAAAAGAAGCUGGAGGACAAGAAGAAGUCCCUGGACGAUGAGCUCAACACGUUCAAACAGAAAAAGACUGCCACUGAGCUCUUGCAGAAUCAAGCCCAGCAGGCCGGGGGCUCCACCACGCUCAAGCGGGACAAAGAGAAGAAGAAAGAAGGAUUCCUGUAGAAAAGUGCUUCCUUGUGGCCACGCUGCUGUGAAUGAUCAUCCCUUACAGUCAACCCCCCCCCCCCCCCCCCCAAACUGCCCUCACCCCUGGGCGUUGCCCACUUGGACUCGUUUUUAAAGGCACCACUCUAAUUAUGAGGUUUAUUUUUUUGUAUACAAGAUACAUUCCACUCAUUGUUAGGUUUUCUAUGUAGCGACUCUCUUGCAUGGUGUGUGGCGUGCGCUUUUUAUUUUCCAAAUUAACACACAUGACCUUGUUGUGAUGGGGAGAAAUGAAGCAAAGCUCAAGCGCAACACACCUCACACAUGACCUGAAAAGAACAAAUACAGUCAAAGCUUCAUAUUUAAAUACGUGAGGUCAGAAUUUAGUGACUUGUGGAUUAUUUUUUUAGUGAGUGGGUGGUAAGUCGACAACAUGGAAGUAUGCUAGUAGUUGAAAAGUACCGUUGCUAUUGAUUAAUGUAUACUGUACAAAUAAAUACUGUAAAAAGGCUUCACGUAAUUACAUAGUGUAGACUUUGCAAAUCGUUGCAAUGUUGCAAGAGAAAAGGUUUUAUAAGACAAGUCGCAUGAUAAGGAAAAAAAAUCAUAGUUCUCAGACAAAGUGGGAAUUUGACAAGAAACAAGUUGCAAUAUAACGAGAAAACAGGAAUAAAAUAAAUCAUGUAUGAGAAAAGUUGUAAUAUCAGAACAAAACUGUAAUGUUAAGGCAUAGAAAGUAUGACUUUUUUUCCUCCAAUUUUGACUUAAUUUUCUAAAAAUGACACUUUUUCCUCAUAAUUUCCAUUGCAUUGGUGGCUGCUCGAACAUUGAUAGAUAUGAUUAUUCAGAAGUCGAAACAAAGCACAACUAUUCUUGGAGAAAGUCAAAAAAAUAUUGUUCAACGCCAGCUCAGUGCGUGAAGACAACUUAGCAGGUGAGCUAUUAAAACUUCUGAACGUACUACUCAACUGAUGUUGUUUUGCCAUCAUCGUAAAUCCAGUGGCCCUAACUGACUGAAGUAAUCUCAGACGUGUUUCGCUUGGACUUCCCUUUUUGCCACUUCUCCCCAUACCUCAUUGACUGUCAUGGUUUGUAUUAGCUGUCACAUUUGCACUUUUUUUUUACACAAAUGUGAUGAAAUAUAUACAUUUAUGUAUGUUGUCAGUGCAAUUGGUAUUCUUUUUUGUUUGUUUCUGCGUGGUUUUAUAAUGGCACAUUUCAAAGUCAGUGGUCAUGUUUGGACUGGUUUUUAAAGUUAUUCAUCUAUAGGGGAAAUAAAGGCACCAACAUGUUAGAACAGAAUCUUGUUUAUGCUUAGUAAUUUAUAUGAUCAUUUACGGUCGGUCUCUCUCACAAGAGCAAUGACCUUGCCCUGCAAUGUUCCUCAGUUUACUGGUUUGUGUGUAUUUCCUUUGCAGUACUCCGUGGCUCUGCACUGAGUAGGUCCCAAGCUUAAAGGGACUGUCCUCAAGUGCCAUCAGUUUUUUGUGGGUCUCUCUCACUCUGUCUCUCUCGUCCUUCUUUCUCACUUUAUUUUUGUAAUACAUUGUACUGUUUUCCCCCACUGUUCUUUUAAUUCCCUAUUUGCCACCACUUGGACUUGCUCCCACUUAGAUGAGAUGGAGAUUUGCAUUCUUCACACUUGCCUUAUUUUUUAUAUAUAUACUUUAGGAGUAGCAAAACAUUUGCACAGAUUCACUCAAUGUUGUCAUUUUCUCCCACCUUUUGAAUUUGACUGCAUUCUAACCAAACUUUUUCCUCGAUACCAGAUGCAUUUCUACUGCACUUCUCUAACAUCUGCAUCUUUCUUUGUCUUUCUCGUUGUAGCUUCUUUUAAUGUGUCUUGACCAUCUGAAGAGGGCCACGACAGCUUCGGCAACAACUAAGCACUAUUUACCUCUUCUGUCCCCUCCUGCUAUAUUAACCUGUUUUUAAAAUAGAUAUUUUUCUUCUCUCCCAUUACAUCAUCUCCUUUUGUCAAAUGUGGACUUUUGUGGACUCGCAUGGUAUCUCUGACCCACUUUGUGACAAUGAACCAUGGGUGGGGAACCUACAGCAUUUGCUGAAGAACUAAAAUUCAAAAGAUCCCACUAUUUACACCCCCAAAAAAUGCUCAAAAUAAAUAUUCAAUAACUAAUGGAAAAAGUUCCCCACUUCUGAUCUUAAGCACAGGCUGAAUGUUUGACAGUUUAAAUAUAAUUGUCUUCUUGUUAAUUAAAAGCCUCUGCAAACUAUGGUAGGAUAAGGGCAUGUUAACUUAAACAUGACUUGAAAAGUAUAAUUUGUACCCUGUAAAAAGAAAUUAAAAACAAAACACCAAAUUUAAGUCAUUACUAUGCCAAAGCAAUAUAAAAAAUAUUGGCACUUCUUUUGAUGCUGCCCAUGUUUACAUGCCACUGUUGAAUACCAUGGAGGUCACAUGUAUAGGCCUUUUGUGCUUUAAUAUUCUCCAGCCUUCUGUAUUCUAUAUUUUGCAUGGAUUUAUAAAACAAUUUCUUUACUGUUGUCACCUGCUUGUUUUCAAUCCAAAAUAAUAAUUAUACUGUUUCCUCCAAAUAUGGUGCAAAUCAUGAGUGAAUAUGUUAAGUCCUAUCAUUUCAGUUCCUUUGUUGCUAAAUAAUGUAUGAUGGAGUUGAACCCAGAUGGGUGUAUUUAAAAAAAAGAAAAAAAAAAAAGAAUACUUGUGCAUUUAUAUAAUUUAUAAGGAUAUAUUUUGUGUAUUGAAGUGGAUUGAAGACUUGUUUAUGACCUAAGCUCUUGGUUGGUGCAAAGUACCGUAACAUUUUUGGUGUCCGAAGAAAUUUUUUUCUAAUAUCCAUCCAUCAUGUCAGAAACCCUCAACCACUCGAAUAAGUCAAUAUUUCGCCCAAGUUUGAUUACAUUGAUGUACAUUUUCAAUAAAAAAUAAAUAAACCAAGAA
Molecule: messenger RNA, 4265 nt
Organism: Syngnathus typhle (broad-nosed pipefish)
Lineage: Eukaryota; Metazoa; Chordata; Actinopteri; Syngnathiformes; Syngnathidae
Gene: septin6
Product: septin 6
Exons: 10
Coding region: 68-1363 (431 amino acids)
Biological process (GO): cytoskeleton-dependent cytokinesis; cilium assembly
Cellular component (GO): septin ring; septin complex; microtubule cytoskeleton
Molecular function (GO): GTP binding; GTPase activity; molecular adaptor activity
Source: RefSeq, a predicted model, not a curated record